Molecule: messenger RNA, 1836 nt
Organism: Aspergillus puulaauensis
Lineage: Eukaryota; Fungi; Ascomycota; Eurotiomycetes; Eurotiales; Aspergillaceae
Gene: SEC2
Product: guanine nucleotide exchange factor SEC2
Exons: 3
Coding region: 1-1836 (611 amino acids)
Biological process (GO): exocytosis
Cellular component (GO): cell tip; Golgi to plasma membrane transport vesicle
Molecular function (GO): guanyl-nucleotide exchange factor activity
Source: RefSeq, a predicted model, not a curated record
AUGGCAGAUUUAAUCGCCUUCCAUUCCUACUACUCUCACCAGAGUUUCCUCUCACCCUCAAACAUGAUUCCACGCCCCAGCCACAAACGCUCCCUUUCCUCUGGUAAUAGGUCUGCUUCGCCAGAUCGACAAGUUACGAAAGCCAAAUCCACAAAUGACCUUUCGAAAAUCGCCGCCACAACCCCGGCUACAGCCGUUCGAUCCUCAAGUGAAGGCGGAUUAACCGACGCUGGUUUCAGCACGUUGAAGGACCCGAGACUUGUACCGAGCUCUGAAUCAUCAGAAUCGUCUACACCACCUUCGCAUCACCCAGAUCUCAACGAUGAAGUCGCAACGUUGAGUUCAAAGCUAGUACAAGCCAUCAACAAUCAGACAAAGCUCGACGAUACUCUAGUCGCCACCCGUCAGGAAUUGGAGCAAGCCCAGGACAAGGCCCGCGCCCUAGAGUUAGAGAACGCUAAAUACCGACGGGACAUUGAUGAGGGGGUAUAUGUGAAGAAAGCCGACAUGGACGAUGGAUUUGCGCGUCUGGAAGCCUCUUUGGAAGAGGAGAAGACGCAGCGUAUUAUGAUCGAGAAGGAAAAGAAAGGCAUUGAACAGGAACUAGAAACACUCACUGCGGCUCUUUUCGAGGAAGCGAACAAGAUGGUUGCUGCUGCCAAACUCGAGCGCGAAGCUGUGGAGAAGAAAAACGAACAGUUGCGCUCUCAAGUCAAAGACACAGAGUCGCUCCUCGCCUCGCAUCAGGAACAACUGGCCGAGUUGAAAUCCGUCCUUCAGGUUAUGAAUAUUUCAAAAGAUGACCUUGAUGGCCGCACAGCUAUUUCUACAGCGCCACCUUCUCCAGCUGGCCCUUUACAACCACCCGCAUUUACAAGGAAGAGCAUGGAAGCUACAGAUAUUCCUAGCGAUGUUAUAUGCGCCGAGAUCGCUCCAGGCCCUUCUACAAGCUUCCCUGAGCUCAUCAAGACUGUAUGUCGAACUGACGUACUAGGGUACGAAGAUUUUCGGGAGCUAUUUACUGCAGCAAAAAGCUCUAAACCACCAAGUCGAGCGACCAGUGGGUCAUAUUCUGGGUUGAAUGUCAUGAGCUUAGCUAGUUUCAGCGGCGCGGGAUUCGGCUCGGCCUCCUCGUCACCCUCCAAAUCUCAGACCCAUUCACCGAAUGGAAGUGUUUCCUCGCCGCAGCCAGCAACUGCGAGCAUUCCUCUGAAGGAUGCGCGUUUUUACAAGCGCGCACUUAUGGAAGAUAUUGAACCGACUCUUAGACUUGACGCAGCUCCAGGAAUAUCUUGGCUAACCAGACGAUCUGUACUAAGUGGUAUCUGUGAAGGAAGUCUUGUUGUCGAGCCGAUGCCAUCAAAUGUCAAGAAAUAUGAGUUUCCGUGCUCUCUCUGCGGCGAACGGCGGAACGGCUUUGAUAACGAGCGGACCCACCGUUUCCGAACUUCUGACAGUGAAACAGCGCAGCGAUAUCCGUUGUGUGUCCUCUGCCUAGAGAGGGUGCGCUCGUGCUGUGAGUUUACAGGCUAUCUUCGACUCAUUCUUGACGGCCACAUCCACGCCGAAGAUUCCGACGAUUUACAGGAAGCAUGGGAAGAAACAGUUCGCCUAAGAGAGAGGAUGUUUUGGUCCAGAAUUGGCGGUGGGAUCGUACCCAUUUUCGCUCAAACGAGUGCCCCAGAAGACCAGCCCGAAGAGCGCCAGCCCGAUGUCAAUACUCCUAUCCAAAAACCCGUGGUGAAAAUCGAACAGAGCGAUAUACAGAACGCUACUCUUGAUCAGGAGAAAAUUGCUGCAAACAUUCAGCAUGUCGCGGCAGACGCCAUGACAUAA